CGACGUUCGCAAUUAUGGGCGAGGUGAUCCGUGUGCUGCUGCUCAAUCCACUGACGGGCGUCACAUCGCUCGUGUGUCUGCAGCGCCCACUUGAGUGGGAAGGCGUGCUGAGUGACUUCUACCAAGUCAUCACCAACUCGGACGACGACCCGGCGCCAAGCAUCCUUGCCAAGUGCAAAGUGCUGCUACACCCUACAAAGUCGAAGAGCGAGAAAGGCGUCGUGAUUCGGAAGAACGCUCUGGAUCGGUCCAUUCGAGACGGAGAUCUGCUGUCUCUGGAAGGAUUCCGACUCGAUGAGACCACAGGACCGCCACCCGAGCUGCUGGACAUUAUGGACACGCUGGAUUUUGAUGUUCCCGUCGAUUUUGGCACGGGAUUGACCCCAUCGGACAGCUUGAACCUAACCGGAAAUGAUGCAGCGGCCAAGGUGACGCCUGAACCCAUGAUUAAACCCAUGAUUAAGUCUGUGGGACAGAUUCAGCCUCCUGCUGGAGUCUCACGGGGGAACUCUCGCAAAUCAAAGCGUGGCCGCAGCUUGUCGUCCAAGUUCUGGCUCGUGAAUAAACUUGCAGCAAGUGGCAAGAUCAGUAAAGAGCAGAAGGACUCGCUUAAGAUGCUACUCAUUGCGUCAGAUGAUUCCGCGCUACACAAGGCUUUCGAACACUACGAGGAGACUGGAGACCUCGACACACUCUUGAACCUGCAGAUAAACUCGAAAAAAUCGUUCGAUGGCCUGCCGCCGCUCUCCACUGAAGCCUUCGACUUCCAGCUCACGCAAAACAUUGAGAACGAGUUGGAUCUGCUGUCCAUGCGAAGCUUCAAUGUUAGUGGUGCUCCUGGAGCCGCAAACUCGCCCAUAAACCAGGCUAUUUCUCCUGCCACCAUGACAUCAGUGAACAGCGAAAGCAACAGCAGCGCUGCUACUGGCAACGAACCGAUCCCGUUUUCAAGCGCGAACGGAGACCUUAUGGACCCGUUAGAUGUGCUGUUAGAACCCUCGCUGGAGUCGCUGCCUAUGCCUAUUGGUCAUGGCGGUGACCAGAAUUUGCCGUCUGCGCUACCUGGUGACCUGCAUGGCAUGGAGGAAUGGCUUAAGGAUUAG
Phytophthora infestans T30-4 is the source of this 1103-nucleotide messenger RNA. RefSeq lists its product as uncharacterized. The transcript has 2 exons. The coding region runs from base 15 to 1103 and encodes 362 amino acids. The record is from RefSeq and is a predicted model, not a curated record. Lineage: Eukaryota; Oomycota; Peronosporomycetes; Peronosporales; Peronosporaceae.